AUGGCUCAGACGGUUGGAAGGAAUAUAGCAGCUCCAUUGCUGUUCCUUAACUUGAUUAUGUAUUUUAUUGUUGUGGGUUUUGCUAGUUGGUGUCUCAACCGCUUCAUCAAUGGCCAAACCAACCACCCAAGUUCCGUUCAUUUUAGAAAGGGGGGAGAAAAUGCGGUGGGGGGGAGAGUCUCGAAACUCGCAGGUGGCAACCACAUCAGAGCUUGGAGAAACGACAGCCUUGCUGCCGCAGCUGCCUUAUCACUCAUUGCUUGGGCCAUCACUGCUCUAGCCUUCGGGUUCGCUUGCAAGCAAAUAAACAUAGGAGGACAUAGAGGGUGGAGGCUGAGGGUGUUGGAGGCGUUUGUGAUAAUUCUGACUUUCACUCAGCUGAUGUAUGUUCUGUUGCUUCACGCCGGCACGUUCAGCAGCAAGUACGGCCCCGGCUACCGUGACACCGACUACGGCAUCAGAGAGCGCGGAGAAGAUCCGGGCCUCAAGGGUGGCACUGCAGCUCCCACCACUAGGGCGGUCUAGACAUAUACAUAUAAUAUCAUGUGCAUAUUAUGUAUGUAUGUCAUGCAUAAUGUGUAUGUGUCUUUGUUAUGUGUUUCUCUUAUGUUUUUCUUUGCAAGUUUGAAAGACAUGUAUAUGUCUUUGGUUGGCUUGUUUUGGCUGAUCAAUCCUUUUUCUAUUUGCCCUUUGGUUGG
This is a messenger RNA of Morus notabilis, 698 nucleotides long. Its product is annotated as membrane protein PM19L. The coding region runs from base 1 to 525 and encodes 174 amino acids. Lineage: Eukaryota; Viridiplantae; Streptophyta; Magnoliopsida; Rosales; Moraceae. The record is from RefSeq and is a predicted model, not a curated record. The transcript has 4 exons.